UCAUAAUCUACUAACCUAUAAUUCAAUAUGGAAAUUUUAAAUGAAUUAUUUCGAAUGGUACCAUUGUAGAUAACGCCUGGUUCUGCAGUCACCGUAAGAUGGUUUCAACUUCAAAAAAAUUGUUUCUGCCAAUAACACGUCGAAAUGCUUCGAGUAGUUUCAUAUGACGAAUAUCUUGAAUGGUGAAUACCUUUCAUAGUGAUAGAGAAAAUGGUAAAGUCCGUAGUUCUAGUGUUCUUUAAAAAAGAAACCAUUUCUUCGUUUUUUGUGUACGAAUUAACCAAUCUGGGGUAUGAAGUUGAUAAAGUUUUUAUACAAGAAGAAAGCGAAAAGGUAGUAACUGACCAAUUCACCUCGCUAUCAAGACACUACGACAUAGUUAUCGCGGUAUUUGACGUAAAUAAUCGCAUUUUAACGAAAGCCCUAGCCAAUAUUUGCGGCGAAGACAGUAAGAGCUUAGACGGAUUACCAUCAGCCUCGAAGAAACUCAUCAACGGAAUUGUUCAUCCUGUAAUAUACUUACACAGGAUUUUCAUAUUGAGAAAGGACGUUGCAGAGAAGCAGUUUACGGAGUUACUAAAACCGCAUUUGGAGACUUAUGCUGCUAGAGCAAAGUUCAGCAAGGUGGUGCAUCUCCAGAAGAAUGGAAAUACUAGCAGUAUAUUGAAGAAACUCAACGAAUUGGUGUCUGUGCAAUUGGAGGAUUUGCAAGAGCUGUCGAGAAUAACAAUCACGCACGAAAACUUCGAGAACGUCGUAGAGGGUGAACAGUUGCUCAAGAAAGAGUUGCACGACAAAUUUGUAGAGUCUUACGAGGAGAAUGAUGUUCUCGAAUGUAUUUAUAGAAGUAAGGAAGCCUACAUCCGCCGAGCCUUAGAAGUUAUAGAAGAAUGCUUCGAAAGUUACGGUGCCGAGAACAUCUUCCUCAGUUUCAACGGCGGCAAAGAUUGCACAGUCCUACUGCACCUGGUGUACACCGUUUUGAGAAUGAAGUACCCCAACUACAAGAAACCGAUAUUGUGCCACUACGUCAAAAGCGAAGAUACUUUUUCAGAGCAGGACAGGUUCAUAUCUCAAUGCCAGACUUAUUACAAUCUGGACAUCAUCAGUGUCACUCUGGAAAUGAAGGAAGCCCUGGGUCAGUUGCUCAAAUGCAGGCCAAACCUCAAAGCGUGCCUCAUGGGAACCAGAAAGACAGAUCCUUAUUCGGGGGAGCUGAGCGUUUUCCAGAUGACGGACCCUGAUUGGCCCCAAGUAAUGCGAGUGAACCCGAUCCUACAUUGGCACUACUCCGACAUUUGGGACUACUUGCUGUACUACAAAAUCCCGUACUGCAAGCUCUACGAUAUGGGGUACACGUCAUUGGGCAAUGCCUCUAACACCAUUAAGAACCCCAGUUUGGCCUACUUCGAUGAGAAACUCGGCGCUGAAUCGUACUUACCUGCUUAUAAAAUGAUGAAUGAAUCAGAAGAGAGGAGCGGGAGGAACGCCCGGUUGUGAUAUUUACAACAAUAUACUGGAUUUCAUUUUGACUUUGUUUUUAUUCAAUUAGGACCAAAGGUUUUAUAUUUGUUAUCAAUAGUGUGGAUUUUAAUAAAUUUACUCAUCUGUUUUACUUUAUUCA
Leptinotarsa decemlineata (Colorado potato beetle) is the source of this 1624-nucleotide messenger RNA. RefSeq lists its product as uncharacterized. Gene Ontology annotation, molecular function: FMN adenylyltransferase activity. The record is from RefSeq and is a predicted model, not a curated record. Lineage: Eukaryota; Metazoa; Arthropoda; Insecta; Coleoptera; Chrysomelidae. Gene Ontology annotation, biological process: FAD biosynthetic process.